This is a messenger RNA of Acanthochromis polyacanthus (spiny chromis), 3933 nucleotides long. It is a transcript of the gene chrdl2, whose product is annotated as chordin-like 2. The coding region runs from base 1945 to 3162 and encodes 405 amino acids. The record is from RefSeq and is a predicted model, not a curated record. Gene Ontology annotation, molecular function: protein binding. Lineage: Eukaryota; Metazoa; Chordata; Actinopteri; Pomacentridae. The transcript is spliced from 10 exons.
UGCAAAACUUUUUACUAUUAUGUAGAGUUAUCCAUUAGUUUGAGCAAAAAAAUAAACAAAACAAUCUCUGCAGCAAUCUAAAAUGUAACACAAAUAGUAAGAAACCUCCUGCCAUAGAUGUCAAAGAUUGGCAGUCGUCUUAUGUGCUGAAUCAUUUAAUACAGUAACAUAAUACCUAACCAAUUUUAAAAAUGUAUCAUUCUAUCAUUUAUGUAAAAAGACUAACUAGCUGACUUUAUGUUGAGCUAAUAACGUUAUGCUGUAUUGCUAUGGCGCUUGCUGUAGCACGAGCUAGCUAGCCAUAAUUCUUUGCUAGUGUCGACUAAACAUCCGUGUGUGUGUGUGUGUAUAUAUACAUAUAUAUAUAUAUAUAUUCAUUUGCAAAAACAGGUAACUCCAAUUUAUAAAUUUUCAGAAAACGAUUUUUUUUAUUGUUUACUUGAGAUAACACCAAUAAUUUAUUUUUUUCUCUAUUUUGUCAUGUAUUUUUCUGAGUCAAAUCCACUCAACUUCAGUUUGAUUGAUAUAAUCUCAAGUAAACAAAAGUUUUCUGAAAAUUUAUCAAAACAGAGUUACCUGUUUUUGCAAAUGAACUCUUUUGUUUUUGCUCCCAUUUUUUAUGAGAUGAACUAAAAGAUCUAAAACUUUUUCCACAUACACAAUAUCAUCAUUUCUCUCAAAUAUUGUUCACAGAUCUGUCUAAAUCUGUGAUAGUGAGCACUUCUCCUUUGCUGGGAUAAUCCAUCCCACCUCACAGGUGUGCCAUAUCAAGAUGCUGAUUAGACACCAUGAUUAGUGCACAGGUGUGCCUUAGACUGCCCACAGUAAAAGUAACAUACUUGUAUGGGUCAAAAUGUCUCCAUCGGAUUCUUUCCUUACAUUUAGUUCUAUAGUUUCACUGUAGUCCAUUACAUCCUAAUUACCCUCUAAAUUAGUUCAGCUAAGCAUAUUUCUUGUCUACAUAUUACGUUGAUGUUGAAAAUAUAAACAUUUUUAAAAACAAAAUAGACAUACACUUUUAAUUUUUAUAUUUUUAAUACCUUUAUUUGGCAUUUCUUCCACUUAAAUGAAAUUAUUAAUGCAGGACCAUUACUUGUAUUAUUAUUAUAGUGUUGAAUUUCUAAUUAUAUAUAUGAGUAAACAGCUAAAUAUUUCCUCCACCUCUGUUUUGGGGUCAUUGUCUGCUUUAUUUUAGCGUGAUGCGUUCACUGCUCUGUCAUCUCUGUUUGUCUCCUGAAGAAGGCGCCAUAGAUUAACCAAGACAAACGGUGGAUUUCUUUUUUUUUUCUUUUUUUAUAUCCGUUUCACACUGUCCUGCAGUUUCUGUCCUGCAGAAACACAUAUUUAUUGCGCGUUGAGUACUCAGUCACGCACAUGUAAAAAAUGAAGUCCACGUUUUUCUUCUUUUCCAUCAUUUGGUUUGCAGCUGCAGAGUUAAAACCCCGGAAAGGUAAGACCAGACCCUGCUGAUGCUUAUUCUGUCCUGAUCAAACGUGUGGGGCUUUAAAUGUGGACAGGCGUGAAAAUGUCACUCAAAUAAGAAAAGUUUGCUCGGACUGCGCUACAUUUUCAAUCCUCUGUUGCUCCAAGCACAACGUUGGUGUCUUGUUGUGAAGUUUAUUUUCUUAAUACUGUCACAGAAGACUCUCAAAGUUUAAUCCUGCUUUGCUAAAAGGUAGUGAGAAGAAGUGGAGUGAGUUGCAUUUGCAGUUUUGCAUGUUUUAGCCCAGUUUGCAUUACUUCGAAGCUGUGGAAGAUGUUUUUUGCGCACGUGAAAAUGCCUUUAAUUUUUGUCGAUCGCUUAAUCUGCGCCAUAUGCGUUUCCUAAUGGCUCAUCCUUCUCAUUCUUGACACCCAGGCUCCUCCGGGGUGGUAUGUACUUUUAAAGACAAGACAUAUAGCCCAGGAGACAGUUGGCAUCCCUAUCUGGAGCCUUUCGGCUUCAUGUUCUGCAUGCGCUGCGUCUGCACAGAGACGGGCCAUGUGAAAUGCAACACAAUCAAGUGUCCCACUCUGCCAUGUGAGAACCCAGUAGCUGAGCCUCAGCAGUGUUGUCCAAGAUGCACAGAUGAACCCAGGAUCCCUGCGGGGCUGAGAGCCUCGGUGAAAUCCUGCAGGUAUAAUGGAAGUAUUUACCAGCCGGGGGAGACCUUCACUAAACACGACCUCUUCCCAUUCAAGCAGAGCAACCAGUGUGUUAUGUGCACAUGUUCUAAUGGAAACAUCUUCUGCGCUCUGAAAACAUGCCAACCCAUCACCUGUUCCUCACCAGUUUCAGUUCCAGAUACCUGCUGUUUGGUGUGUAAAGAUCAUGGCUCCAGUGGAUCCUCAUCAACCGAGGAUGGAAACCAGCAGCUGAACAGAGGCGUUAGGCAUUCAGUUGACCAGUGUUCUGGCGAGCAGAACAGGGUGCGGUCCGACCGGGCCACUCCCCCCAGGGUCAAGACUUCUCCCAGAGGCCUGAGCCUUAGUAAACUUAACCUCAAAGGGGCUUCGGAGACCACUGUGAAGAUUUUGUUGCAGAGGAAGCACCAAAGAGGUGAGACGUCGUCCAAACAAAGAUCACUUAUAGCGUGUUUGUACAAUGGCAAGACAUACUCUCAUGGAGACAUGUGGCAUCCAGUUUUGGGGAAGGUCCUGGAAUGCAUCCUGUGCACUUGCACUGACGGCCUCCAGGACUGUAAACGCAUCACAUGCCCCAGUCAGUAUCCAUGCCAACACCCUAUGAAAUCAGCGGGAAAGUGCUGCAAGACAUGUCCAGAGAGUAAAGCUGAAAGUAACCAGACCCAGUGCUAUCUCGGAUAUAAAAAUAACCUCCUGGUGUAUAAGGUAGAUUCAUCGCUGAAAGUUGACUCACCCAACACAGUCAGGAUCAUUGCUGUUGAAAGACAAAGUACUGCAGAGGUUGAAGUACAAGUAUGGAACACCGUAGAAGGCGCUUUACAAUUAAUGGAAAUUGGUGAUGUUCAAAGAAAAGACAUUGUGGAUCAUCCAGAAAACUACACGUUGCUUACAACACUUGAUGAAGAGACGUGGAAAAAAUUUAAGGACGAGGGAGCAAAUCUGAGCAAAGCGCCUCAGACCACAAUUUGUGAAGACGGCAUUCGAGAGAUGGUGACUUUCUUAAACCCCAAGCAAACUGAAGGCCAAUGUUCACCGUAAUAGUCCGUCUUCAUGUCAGUAUUCUCAAUAACACACUCUCACAUAUGUACUUAAAGCUCACAUGGUGUAUUUGGAUGCCAUUCUUGUGAGUGGAAUUUUUCAUUUAUAAUGUUUUUCUUAUCAGUUAAUUGAUACAUAAUUGUCCAUCAUGUUUUAAUCAUCACAGACUUUCUUGUAAAUUAUUAGGUUGAACAACACAGACUGUAGCUGCGUGUUUGACAGUUGCCUUGGUCAAAAACUGCACUUGUAAUAAUUCAGACAUUAGUAGAUUUGAUGGAUGUCAUUGGAAGCACUUAACAAAAUAUGAAUGUGGAGUAUAAAGCUCAGAGUGUCCUCAUCCGGUUAUAAAUCUCAGGGUGGGGACUUCAUAAACUCAUUUUUAUGUGCAUUUAUAAAGUGAUAGAUUACGUUGUGGGAUCAGUAUUUCUCAAACAAACAUUUGCUUAACUAUGAGAAAGUACUUUGUAUUUUUGAAUCUGUUUGGCAAGGGACCGCAUUUUGUUUAGAAUGUAAAAGGUUUUUUAAGGAUGUUAUGAUCGACAUAUUUAUUGUAAAUACAAGUUGAGGUUUUGUCAGUCACCUUAUUUAAAGUGUAUUGUAUUAUUUCUUUGUAUAUAUAUUUGACUGUUUAAAGGCUUUUUUCCGUGAUGUAGCCGGAGGCAUUAUGUAGGAAUAAAUGCACAGCAACUUCACAACUGUGUAUUGUUUAGUAAGGAAACAGAGCUUAUUUCUCUCUGAUGUCAAAUAAAGACCUACUGUAGCUAUUUUUAA